Messenger RNA from Ochotona curzoniae (black-lipped pika), 2395 nucleotides. It is a transcript of the gene RNF157, whose product is annotated as ring finger protein 157. Gene Ontology annotation, biological process: protein ubiquitination. Gene Ontology annotation, cellular component: cytoplasm. Gene Ontology annotation, molecular function: ubiquitin protein ligase activity. The record is from RefSeq and is a predicted model, not a curated record. The coding region runs from base 14 to 2059 and encodes 681 amino acids. The transcript has 19 exons. NCBI's taxonomy places the organism in Eukaryota, Metazoa, Chordata, Mammalia, Lagomorpha, Ochotonidae.
UGCUGCCGCCGCCAUGGGGGCCCUGACGAGCCGGCAGCACGCGGGCGUCGAGGAGGUGGACAUCCCGUGCAAUUCAGUGUACCGCUACCCGCCCAAGUCCGGAAGUUAUUUUGCCAGCCACUUCAUCAUGGGAGGAGAGAAGUUCGACUCCACGCACCCCGAAGGCUACUUGUUUGGCGAGAACAGUGACCUGAACUUCCUGGGAAACAGGCCAGUGGCGUUCCCCUAUGCUGCGCCCCCUCCCCAAGAACCCGUGAAAACACUGAGAAGCCUCAUCAACAUCCGCAAGGACACGCUGAGGCUCGUCAGGUGUGCAGAAGAGGUAAAGAGCCCCGGAGACGAGGCCAGCAAGCCCAAGGUCCACUACAACGUCGAGUUCACCUUCGACACAGACGCCCGGGUGGCCAUCACCAUCUAUUACCAGGCCACCGAGGAGUUCCAGAGCGGCAUUGCCAGCUACAUCCCCAAAGACAGCAGCCUGCAGUCAGAGACGGUGCACUACAAGCGGGGUGUGUGCCAGCAGUUCUGCCUGCCCUCCCACACUGUGGACCCCUCCGAGUGGGCCGAGGAGGAGCUCGGCUUCGACCUGGACCGCGAGGUUUACCCAUUAGUGGUGCACGCCGUGGUGGAUGAAGGAGAUGAGUACUUUGGCCAUUGCCAUGUAUUGCUGGGUACUUUUGAAAAGCACACAGAUGGAACGUUCUGUGUGAAGCCCCUCAAACAGAAACAAGUGGUAGACGGGGUCAGCUACCUCCUCCAGGAGAUCUAUGGGAUUGAGAACAAGUACAACACUCAGGAUUCCAAGGUGGCCGAGGACGAAGUGAGCGACAACAGUGCCGAGUGCGUGGUGUGCCUGUCGGAUGUCCGGGACACCUUAAUCCUGCCCUGCCGCCACCUCUGCCUGUGCAACACCUGUGCAGACACGCUGCGCUACCAGGCCAACAACUGCCCCAUCUGCCGCCUGCCCUUCCGGGCACUGCUUCAGAUCCGAGCCAUGAGAAAAAAACUGGGCCCCCUGUCCCCAGCCAGCUUCAACCCCAUCAUCUCAGCCCAGACAUCCGACUCGGAAGAGCAUUCGUCCUCCGAGCACAUCCCGCCAGGCUACGAAGUGGUGUCCCUUCUGGAGGCGCUCAACGGGCCCCUCACCCCGUCACCAGCCGUGGCCCCACUGCACGUGCUUGGAGAUGGCCACCUCUCAGGCAUGCUGCCCUCCUAUGGCAGCGAUGGCCACCUGCCCCCUGUCAGGACGCUGGCCCCCCUCGACCGCCUGUCUGACGGCAGCAGUCAAGCCCUCAAGCUCAAGAGGAGUCUGUCCAAAUCCGUCUCCCAGAAUUCCUCUGUGCUGCAUGAGGAGGAAGACGAGCGCUCCUGCAGCGAGUCGGAGACACAGCUCUCGCCAAGACCCUCGGCGCCAUACCUGCGAGAGGAAUGUGGCAUGACCCCAGAAAGUGAGAAUCUCACACUUUCGUCCUCGGGAGCCAUUGACCAGUCGUCCUGCACAGGGACACCGCUCUCUUCCACCAUUUCCUCCCCGGAAGAUCCCGCCAGCAGCAGCCUCGCCCAGUCAGUCAUGUCCAUGGCAUCCUCCCAGAUCAGCACGGAUACGGUCUCCUCCAUGUCCGGCUCCUACAUUGCCCCUGGCACAGAAGAGGAGGGAGAGGCAGCCCCAUCCCCACGGACUGCCAGCAGGGCCCCGUCGGACGAAGGAGAGGGGCUACCAGCAGAGUCUCCAGAGAGCAGCUUUGCCGGCCUCCCAGGAGGAGAGCAAGAUGCAGAGGGAAACGACGUCAUGGAGGAAGAGGACAACUCGCCUGUGCAGGAAGAUGGCCGGAGGACGUGUGCAUUUCUAGGUAUGGAGUGUGACAAUAACAAUGACUGUGACAUCGCCAGCGAGAAAGCACUGGACAAUUCGCUGUGCUCUGAGGUCUGCGUACCCGGCACCUGGCAAGCAGAAGACAACCUUGCCAGUCGGCGGAACCCCCAACGACGGCGCCUGUCAUCCAGCAGCCCAGAGGACCCCGAGGACAGUCCCUGCGUGUGGGGUCCACUGGCCAUCUGAGUGCCCGGCCCCUGCCCCUGGGCUCCCCUCCAUCCUUGCACUCCACCCAUUCUCACUGGCCCCUGGGGCCUCAGCAAGAUGCUUGUAGACUCCUCCUCCUCCUCCUCACACAAGAGCUGAACAGAGUGCUCACUCUGCCUCCCCCUGCUGUGCCGGCUGCAGCCAAGGUCCCUCUGGUUCCCCAAGAGGGAAGCACUCUCCACCUUGAGCUGAGACCCACUGGGUUCCCAGACCCUCUGCGGAGACCUGCCUGACCCUGCAGCGACCGGACCUUGGGGUGCAGCUGAGGGCCACAGCUCAGUGCAGCUACUGCGCAUGUUUCGUCUUUGGCGUGGA